Messenger RNA from Trichomonas vaginalis G3, 519 nucleotides. RefSeq lists its product as uncharacterized. The record is from RefSeq and is a predicted model, not a curated record. Bases 1 to 519 code for a protein of 172 amino acids. Lineage: Eukaryota; Parabasalia; Trichomonadida; Trichomonadidae. The transcript has a single exon.
AUGUCAUAUGACGACAAGUAUAGACACUUCUCCAUGGCAAAGAUGAGACAAGUUUUAAAUAUUUACAAUAGCCGUAAACAAAAAGGUUUGGGAAACCACUUCCCUGAAGAAAUGAAAAACAACCCCGACUUAGAGAAAGACUAUAUAUUUAAUAGUUUAGUCAAAAGAGACAAACAAGAAAGAAUGCCAGGCUUCAAACUUCAGAAAGGUGACAAAGUAAAAAUAGAAAUACCUAAACGCGACCCAUAUGAAAAUACUAUUGACUAUGACAACAAUGGGAACCCGACAGGUACUCACAUUCGUGUUCGUAAAAAUAGAAGAAAGUAUACAAGAGAAUAUUAUGAAGUUUUAGGCAAACAUGGCAAAAUGUACAGACUGCAAGCAGAAGAUAAAACUACUAUUGUCAGACCUCGUUUCAAACUUGUCAAAGUUCAAGGUGGUAUACUUUCAAAGACAGUUCCUAACAAAUAUAAGACAACUCCUGACGAAUAUGCUAAAGAAGUUGAAAAUGACGACUAA